Messenger RNA from Penicillium subrubescens, 207 nucleotides. RefSeq lists its product as uncharacterized. NCBI's taxonomy places the organism in Eukaryota, Fungi, Ascomycota, Eurotiomycetes, Eurotiales, Aspergillaceae. The transcript has 4 exons. The record is from RefSeq and is a predicted model, not a curated record. Bases 1 to 207 code for a protein of 68 amino acids.
AUGUCGAGGUCAAAAGCCAAUAGUGUGGCUUCGAGACGGAUUCACCUUUAUUGGGUGUCCGAACGCGCAGGUCGGAUCCCAGCGUUGGCACUACUGAUGGCUUACGAGACAUUGGAUAUGGAACUAAAGAUUGUUACUUUGUGGAGCAUCGUUCAGCUAGACGUCGCCACUGUGACUCAAUUCAUGCAGAUGGGGUCGGUCAACUAA